This is a messenger RNA of Mixia osmundae IAM 14324, 1650 nucleotides long. RefSeq lists its product as uncharacterized. Lineage: Eukaryota; Fungi; Basidiomycota; Mixiomycetes; Mixiales; Mixiaceae. The record is from RefSeq and is a predicted model, not a curated record. The coding region runs from base 1 to 1650 and encodes 549 amino acids. The transcript has 2 exons.
AUGCUUAGCUGUCAGCAAGCCUUUGAGAGACCGUUCAGACGGAGGUCGAGCUUUGCGCUUGACCAAGUAAGAACUAGCAGCUUGCAAGCUCGCGCAACUGCUAAGCUUGCGGAGAUGCUGUUCGAUGUGCCCAAGCUCAAGCUGGCCAUCAACCCGCCCAUGCUGUUUUUGCAUCCGACAGAUCCGAUAGCUAGACACACAGAGCCUUCAGAAGACACGAUACUGCAGGGCGAGAUCACUUUGACGCUGCCAAAGAGCAGAGACCUCAAGGACGGUCUCGAAGUCAAACUCAUCAUCACGGCCGACUUGUACGUACCCGACAGACCGCAUGACCGUGCCAUUCUCUGGCAGCAGAAGCUCGUCAUCACCCCAGGUGCGCUCGACAAGGGCACGCAUGUCUUUGCCUAUACGUUCGUCGUGCCUGCGAGCGUACCUUGCCAUGAGCGGUGUCGACAUGGCAAGAUCAUCUCAAAAGUCACAGUCAAUGCCCGAAGCAUGGGCGCGCUCGGCUCCGAUCUCACUGCGGAGCGUUACUGUCAGAUGAUCAGCAAUCCAGCCGGUCCAACAGAUGCGCCGCCCGGCCUGACGCUUAAUAUUGAAGAGUACACAGACGAGUUGGGCCCGUACAAUAUCGCUGUCACGGCGGAGCAUCUGACAAUAUCUGGGCUCGUGCUAUUCUCACUGUCGCUACCUUCGCCCCCGACCGAUGUCACCCUGAUGUCUGUGUCGGCUUAUAUCGACCAAGCUUUCGAGUUGACGCCUUUGCGCUACUUUGUGUUUGGAGCGCCGGCACCGCCAGCAAACAAAAUACUACAUCCUGCUACUAUCCGGCGGCCGCUCAUCAGGCUUGACGGGGUCUCAGAACACGCCCAGUCCGAUGCCUCUCCCACGACAGUGCCUGUACCCGACCUGCCCCGUCGAGUGCCCUCUGCCCUUGCACUGAACGGCUAUGACGACGAGGACGACACGGCAGAGCGCUUUGCUACCGAGCUUGCAGAAGCUGCUCGCAACCGGAAUCGUAGCGUCUCCCAGCAUCGCCGAGCCUCGGCCUCGCCCGCUGGCAGUCGCGGUGUCUCGCCACACGCGACGCGUCCCUCGUCGCCAACGCACGAAUAUCUUGCAAACGGAGGUCCGAGUCUCAGCGCCAAUGCACGGCGCGGCCGAGAGCUUAAGCGGGCAGCUCGCAAUGCUUCCAUUGGUCCACACCUUGCAGAUCUCGACGCCAGCGAAGAGUAUUCGAUCAAGCAUGUCUCGAGGAUACCAAAUGACAAUCUCUUGCGACCGAGCACCCAGCCUGGUACACAGACUCCGAUAAGAAUCACGCACGAGUUGGCCAUCGAGGUGCGAUAUCUGAACGCACAGAACAAGCCAAGAGUGCUCAAGAUCAAGAAGGCGAUCUCGAUUGCGAGCUGCUGCUGCAUGCUCGAAUCGCUCGUACUGCCAGUCUAUGCAGCCAAAGAUCCUCGGAAAGGCAGCAUCACAACGACCGACGAUGUGCAGAAUAUAAUGAAGAAUACCUGCAUCUGCGGAUAUUCUCUGAAUAAGAUGCUCGAAGAAGAGGCAGAUUGGAUGCGCCUCGAAGUCAUGUCGGAUUCGCUGGUGACGGACGUCGAGCGCGCCUGGCCAAAGCCGCUCGAGCGGGCUACAUGA